ACGUGCGGCAGAUGUUAAUUUGUGAAUGCGGCAAAAACAAAUAAAUAGCAUUUAGGCAUUAUUAAAGCCUUUCCGUGCAGGCACUUUCUUGGACAGCCACCUCCACCACCGGUGAUCCUGGUGAAGGACCCGUGCAGUCCACUAUGGCGGCGCCCGGUGGAAGUUUAAACUGUGAGGACUAUUCAAUGUUUCAGGAGGUACUGAAGGUGAUGCGCACUAUAGAUGACCGCAUUGUCCAUGCCCUGAACACCACCGUGCCCACAGUCUCCUUCUCAGGCAAAGUGGAUGCCACACAAACCUGCAAACAGCUCUAUGAAUCUAUGAUGGAGGCUCAUCUGAGCAGAGACAAAGCUAUCAAGGCUUGUAUAGCUCAAACAUCAGAGGUGGUGGGACAGCUGCGUGAGCAAAGAGCAAAAGACAAUGAAAACAUGGCACUAAUCAAACAGCUCAGGAAGGAGCAAACCAAGUUAAAGUUGAUGCAGUCAGAGCUGAACGUUGAAGAAGUUGUAAAUGACAGAAGUCUGAAGGUUUUCAACGAAAGGUGCAGAAUCCACUACACGCCUCCGAAGGUGAAAUGAAGUCCUGCUUCAUGAAAGGAGCUCUUUCACUCGAGGUUUAAAUCCAGGCUGGAGCCGAAACUGUGAACUGCUGCUGAGUCCUCGCUGCAGGCUGUUCACCACCCAGACAUCUCUGACCUCUUCCCCGACACACAAAUAUAUUCCAGUGUCAUUACUGUAUUAAUUUACCACCGUUGUAAAACAGUCGCCCGUGUGCUUCUUCCAAGACAAAAUUAUUGUACAAAAAGAGUUUUUUAAAAAUGGAGUCAAAUGGUUGUCUGAGUUUGAAAUCAUUUGUAGACCUUAGACGUCCUUUUUACAUGUAUUGAAUUCAAAUGUUUACUAUGCACUGUCUUCAUCAGGAAUUGGUUCAACAACUGCUGGGUUGAUGGAUUACUGUGUCAUUUUGGACGAGUCUUCAUCAGUCCAUCCCUCAGGAUGAGAUCUACAAGCUUUGAUCAUUCCUUAAGUUUUCACACAGUGUCAAAAAUCUGUCUGUCCAAAAAUUUGAUUUGGUACCAAGCACCAGCAAAAAGAACGACACUUCCAUCAGCCUCAAGUGUACCUUAUAAGAAAUCGCCAAUCCUCCAAACUAAGCUGUCUUUGUUAAACGUGAUCUGUUGUACUUGCUUAACAACAGGAGCUGUAUUCACUACAUACGUUAGUAUUUUACUUUUUAGUGCUUUUGCCUUGAUCUGAUCAUUUUCUCUGAUUAUCAGAGAUGUAAAGAUCUCUCAACAAGGAAAGGACUAAAACUUCUAUUUCACGGAGGAAGUGUGACUGAUCCUGAUGUCAUGGCUGACAUGUUCUAUCACUGUUUUCCGACUGAAUAAAUAGAAGCACUGCAGCGGUCUGUUGCAGCCUCCUGUCAGCAGAGUGAUCACACAAGCUCCAGCAGUCCAGUACUUGCAGUUCGUUUCAUUUCCACUGGAGGGCCCCACCUGAUCACAAACGGGUAUUAAUAGUAUUAAUUAUUGUUGGUUUAAUAAAAGCUGAGUCUUCCUCCUCCUAAAACACUUGAGUAGAUUUUUUUUCCUAAAAUUUCCACCAUUAGAAAUAAAGUAAGCAAAUAUAUUUACUCCUGUGAGCUGUGUUUUCAAACAUUUUUAGGCUGAUGCAGAUAUUUCUUGAAACCCUUCUUUUAUGACAUAAAUUCUCACAUUUUCUUUGACCAAACCACACAGAUGAUGAACACGGCCAGUUAAAAAUAAAAACAUUGUGCUGUAUCUUAAAAGACUUGCAGAGAACUCAUUAACAUUUACUGGGAUUGUCAUUCCACGGACAAGAAUAUAAUCAAUCAAAAUCAAACUUGCAGUAAAUUAUUGUUACCCUCCUUUACAUGCUCUCACACUCUGUCUCUCAGAUGUACUCAAGUCCUGUAACUGCAGAACAACUAAAGUCAUUUCUGGUGAAUUUCCAUGUGUAAGGAAGUUGUGGAAGAGCAGUACUUUCACACUUCCAAAGAACAACAGAGUGUGAUGAAACUUUCCAGUGAAACACUGGAAACAACGUCUUUAUCAUUUGUUCUCUCAGAUAAAACAGUGCAUGGUAAACGCUGCAAACCGCAAUGCUUCGAUGCAUUUUAUAUCACGUGUGUAAGCUUUUUAGAGACACUUGAUUAUUUUAUCAGCACAAAUUGCACAGGUUUAUUGAAUAUGAAUAACUUGUGUUAAUUCAACUCAAUUGUUUAAGCUCGUGCCAAAGCAAAACAUCUGUGUGCAACCAAUGCCCACUAUUAACGGUUGGCGCCGCUUUGGAAGCAGAAACUGUUGGUUUGAAAGCCUUUAGUGUCUCCUUGUGGCAGGACUCUUAUACUGCACUGUAAGAUGUCGAGCAGUGUCAGCCGUAUGCUAGAAAGUGAUACAUUAAAA
Pelmatolapia mariae (spotted tilapia) is the source of this 2428-nucleotide messenger RNA. It is a transcript of the gene mix23, whose product is annotated as mitochondrial matrix import factor 23. The coding region runs from base 144 to 578 and encodes 144 amino acids. The transcript is spliced from 5 exons. The record is from RefSeq and is a predicted model, not a curated record. Gene Ontology annotation, cellular component: mitochondrial intermembrane space; mitochondrion. Lineage: Eukaryota; Metazoa; Chordata; Actinopteri; Cichliformes; Cichlidae.